UUAAUUUUAAGCAGGGUGUCGAGAUAACUGUUGAAGAAGUAACUGCAUUAACUAAUACCAAGACAUUAAAAUCCUCAACUCAUUCAAAAUCACUCAGUUCAUCUUCACAGGAUGAAAUCAUUCAAGAGGGUUCUACGUCAGGAACAAAGAAUGACCAAGAUAUUCAAUUAGUUGAAGAUAUUGAUAAUGUAGCCUCUCAGGAAACAACUCAGAUUAAUAACAAUCAAGUUUCUCUAAGCCCUAAUAUUAAGGAGCAGUUUCCUAUGGAUGGUGAAAUAACUUCCAAAUCAAAACCCCUUCCCAGCAUCAUAUCUCCUAUUGCAUCUCAGUUUCCUUUAAUUCCUUCGAAAGAUUUUGAUUUGUAUUUGCAUAUGGAGAGUUUAUAUCAACAAUUUCCAGAAGUUUCUAAGGGUCACAGUAAUGGUAAUGAAAAUCAAAGUGCACAAAUCACUAAAGAAUUUGCAGCCUGGAUUAAAGCAGAAGCAGCAUCAAGGCACAAGUUGACUUCAUCACAGUUGGAGGUCUCUGCAUCAGAAAGAUUAGCAGGUGCAACUUUGUCCACCAUUUCAGAAACAAUCGAUGAGCCACCUAUACAAUUAGUUGCUCCUAAACAAAAGGCAUUUCCCUUAUUUUCCUAGUAUUCUGUUGGACACAUUUUCAAUGCAGUAAUUGAAUUAUACUACAAUCUUAAACAUCCU
This is a messenger RNA of Medicago truncatula (barrel medic), 698 nucleotides long. RefSeq lists its product as uncharacterized. The record is from RefSeq and is a predicted model, not a curated record. The coding region runs from base 264 to 638 and encodes 124 amino acids. The transcript is spliced from 6 exons. Lineage: Eukaryota; Viridiplantae; Streptophyta; Magnoliopsida; Fabales; Fabaceae.